GAGAAAGGACCAUGGUCCACAUUCUUCAUGGCUCUUGGAUCACGUUGCAGAGGACUACGUGCAAAUCUAUUAGCUUCGCAGUGCUCAGUUGCCCCUUCUGACGAGACUUCUCGGAUUGGACCGAAGCUUUGCGCUGCUGAUCCCACCAUUUUGACCCUAUUCCGUGCACAGAAGAGGUGAAAAUUUUGUUCGAUCACGGUACUCUGCUGCAUCAGCAGUUCCGAGUUGUAGCUGUAGCCGGUUUUAGAAUUUUGAAAUCGAUUCGCUCGCUUGUCGCUCAGCGUGGUCCUGGAGAAGGUGCAAAUGUGAGCUACGGAAUUCCACCCCUGUUUCAAUUCCCAGGCAACUGCGGCAUGCGUUGGGUUUUCCCAAAUCGAGUGCGGCGAAUUCCGGUGAAAGUAGAUCAAAUGAGCCUGGUGUCGUUGCCUCUUGGGUUGCCAGAUGUGGGUCUCGUGUCAUCUCUGAAACUGGGGUUCUCCGCGCAUUGUGGGAGUUGUGGAAUUUCGGGCUGGAGCGAAGGAUUGGUUUUGUCCAGGGCUGUAAGCACAAUUUCGAACAAGGGCGCGUUGCUUGAGCAGGGUAGAACCGACGAUGGGUUACGGAUUUGGUGGAAGAGAGGGCAGUCUGCUAGGUGUGCUGGGAAAGAGAACCCCAGAUUCAUUUCGCGAGGAGCCGUUGGCAAACGACGACCCACGAGGACGGUUGGGUCCGUGGUUGAGAGAAUAGAGCGGACGCAGGAGGCUACGGAGAGGAGAGCAUCGGGAGAAGAGUCAAGAAGGGAGUAUCCCUACUCUUUGUUACGAUCGCUUGAUGAACGUAUCAGGCAAAACCAAUGGCAACCUGCUUUGAGGGUGUUCGAGCUUGUGAGAGCGCAAGAGUGGUACACCGCCGACCUGUCAACGUAUCUGAAGUUAUUGACGAUGCUAGCGAAGGCAAAGCAAGCAGCAGAGGCGUCGAACGUGUUCGACUGUCUGCUGGAAGACAAGCUACGCCCCACAACCGCGAUAUUUACAGCUCUACUUACCGUGUUCACGCAGAGCAACCAGUUCAAGAAAGCAUUGGAGAUUUUUGAGUCGAUGAGGCUCUACGAAGGAUGUGUACCUGACAAGUACACGUACACUGCGAUGAUCAAGGGGUGUUGCGAGGCAGGUCUGUAUGUGCAGGCGAGGAAAAUAUUUGACGAGAUGAUGAUUGAGGGAGUGAAGCCCUCCAUCGUCACUUACAACAUUCUCAUCCAUGGAUAUGGAAAGGCCGGUUUGUUCAGGGAGGUUGAGCGCGUUCUAUCCACAAUGGAAGCGAACAAUGUGGCGCCUGAUACAGUGACGUGGAAUACGCUGAUAAGAGUGUUUGGACUCAACUGCAAGAUACCUGAAAUGGAGCAAGCUUACGAGGGCCUUCUGAGACAAGGUCUACAGCCGGACAUGGUGACUCUCAACAGCCUGAUAUCGGCAUAUGGAACGGCGGGCUUGUUUGAGAAGAUGGAGAGUGUGACUCAAUACAUGCAGAGGUAUAACUAUCCUAUGACAAGAAUCACAUACAAUAUUAUUAUGGAGGCUUACGGAAGGGCCGGAAUGGUGGACCAAAUGGAGGAAACUUGGAAGAGAAUGAAAGCGGAGUUCGUGAAACCGAACAGUAGCACUUUUUGUUCCAUGUUGAGUGCUUAUGGAAGACAUGGAUACUGGCACAACGUUGAGAAAGUAAUGCGACAAGCGCGAUAUUUUGACGCAGCUGAUACCGCCGUGUACAACGCUGCUAUCGAUGCUUUUCAGAGGGCCCAGAAUUUCGAGGAUAUGGAGAAGAUAUUCGAGGAGAUGAAGCUGAAGGGUCAUGCGCCUGAUGACGUAACUUACAGCAUAUUGAUAGGAGCUUACGAGAGAAUUAGGAGGGUCGACAAAGCACGGGACUUGCAGGAGGAGUGGAACGGAUCAGUGAAAGAGUGUGAAGCUGAGUGAAAGAGAGACCGAUCCGGAAACAUCAGCACAAUCGAAGCAACAGGACUGACUAAAGUUCAAGAUAUGAUGAAAAAUCGAAGUUUGCACUGCCGAUGUUGUCGAUGACGUUGAGGGUGUGCUUUGGAGGAUCAAUGCUGUUGUGCAGUCUGGCGAUGCACUUGUGGAGGAAAUGUCGAGAUGAAUUUCGUAGUCAGAUGCACAGGUAGUCACAUGCGAGGACUCUUGUUGUGGCGGAUGCGGUGGCGAGCCGAAGAAGUGGACGAGGAUAUCACAGAGAUCUAUUGUUCGUACUUGAGAUGUAUGAAAGGACCACGUGAGAGAAGACUUAGUAAACUCAGCUUUUGUACCUAGGGUUGAAUAUGGAUGACAUAGGGUUCUUGAAGUCGAUAUGUUCACCAUAUAGUUUCGGGGUGGUGGGUGCAGUUCAAUGACUGCUGUAGAUCCAUUUUGCAGUUCGUACACCGUGCUGAAGACGUUGAACCAGUUUCGUCCGUAAGCCGUACAGGUAUACUCCUCAUGCAUUACAAAACCUUGGGCAUCAGUCACCCCAAUUUCCACCUCAGUCCUCCAGUUCCUUCGAACACGUUCCUAGGUUUUGGAAACGUUGAGUUGAUGAAUGUGGUGCAUCUUUGUGCGGUCUGUUACUCGCUUCGAGAACAAGUGGAGCUUUGCAUUAUUCUACCAGUUGAAGGAUGGUGUCUCCUGGGCGCGGGAGUGGCAAUCUGACAUUGGGCAACCAGGUAUCAUUGUUCGCAUUGUAUCCAUUACUCUUUUUCCUUCAUCACCUUCCAAGAAUGUGAUGCAAUGCAAAACUCCGUCGACACACACUCCGUUUUGAUACUCAUUCAGAGCAAAGGCCGAGCUUGGGACGUCAUCCGUAACUGUCCUCUUCGACGUAGUAGAGUCGAAGACCUUCGUUUUUUUGACAAGUGCUCGUCAUUGGCACUUCUUGAUACGACUUUGUAUGAUUGAUUGGUGGGAUAGUAUAGCAUGUGCAAAGAACAAGUUUGUGAUGGAAGUGGGAGGGUGGUAAUGUUCUGAACUUGUAGAGGAAUUGACUACAAUUUGUUCUUCAUUUUGUUGACAUGUAUAUGUAUAUAAGAGGUAUUGGGGGUUCAAUAUAAGACAAUUUGUUCUUCAUUUUGUUUACAUUUAUGUACAUAAGAGGUAUUAGAUAUAAGAUAUAAGAGAGAGGUGGCAACUAUUUAUAGGUAUUUGUAACCUUUAUUAAAAAGUAUUUGGCAUUGAAUUGUGCUUUAUUAGAGCAA
Physcomitrium patens is the source of this 3220-nucleotide messenger RNA. RefSeq lists its product as uncharacterized. Lineage: Eukaryota; Viridiplantae; Streptophyta; Bryopsida; Funariales; Funariaceae. Gene Ontology annotation, molecular function: protein binding. The record is from RefSeq and is a predicted model, not a curated record.